GAGCCCUGCGUGUCCGCGCGGGGCGCCCGAGCCGCGGGGCGCACGGCGGCGCCGGGAGGGGAGCGCCCCGGGGCGGCCGCAGCUCCGGGCAAGAUGCAGAGAGCUGGAGCCGGAGGCGGGGGCGCCCCUGGGGGCAGCGGCGGGGGCAGCGGCGGGGGCCCGGGCACUGCCUUCUCCAUCGACUCCCUCAUCGGGCCGCCGCCGCCCCGCUCCGGCCACUUGCUCUACACCGGCUACCCCAUGUUCAUGCCCUACCGGCCGCUCGUGCUGCCGCAGGCGCUGGCCCCUGCACCGCUGCCCGCCGGCCUCCCGCCCCUCGCCCCGCUAGCCUCCUUUGCCGGCCGCCUUACCAACACCUUCUGCGCGGGGCUGGGCCAGGCUGUGCCCUCGAUGGUGGCGCUGACCACCGCGCUGCCCAGCUUCGCGGAGCCGCCCGACGCCUUCUACGGGCCCCCGGAGCUCGCCGCUGCCGCCGCCGCCGCCCGAAACAACCCCGAGCCGGGCGGCCGACGCCCAGAGGGCGGGCUGGAAGCCGAGGAGCUGCUGCCGGCCCGGGAGAAAGUGGCAGAGCCCCCACCGCCCCCGCCUCCGCACUUCUCAGAGACUUUCCCAAGUCUGCCGGCAGAGGGGAAGGUGUACAGCUCAGAUGAGGAGAAGCUGGAGGCACCAGCAGGAGACCCGGCAGGCAGCGAACAGGAGGAAGAGGGCUCGGGCGGUGACAGCGAGGACGACGGUUUCCUGGACAGUUCUGCAGGGGGCCCCGGGGCUCUCCUGGGACCUAAGCCGAAGCUAAAGGGAAGCCUGGGGACUGGAACUGAGGAGGGAGCACCAGUGGCAGCAGGAGUCACAGCUCCUGGCGGCAAAAGCCGGAGGCGCCGCACAGCGUUUACUAGUGAGCAGCUUUUGGAAUUGGAGAAGGAGUUUCAUUGCAAGAAAUACCUGAGCUUGACAGAGCGUUCCCAGAUCGCCCACGCCCUCAAGCUCAGUGAGGUGCAGGUCAAGAUCUGGUUUCAGAAUCGGCGGGCCAAGUGGAAGCGCAUCAAAGCUGGCAAUGUGAGCAGCCGUUCUGGGGAGCCUGUAAGAAACCCCAAGAUUGUUGUGCCCAUACCUGUGCAUGUCAACAGGUUUGCUGUGCGGAGCCAGCACCAACAAAUGGAACAGGGAGCCCGGCCCUGA
Equus quagga is the source of this 1176-nucleotide messenger RNA. RefSeq names its product gastrulation brain homeobox 1 (gene GBX1). Gene Ontology annotation, biological process: regulation of transcription by RNA polymerase II; regulation of nervous system development. The transcript is spliced from 2 exons. Gene Ontology annotation, molecular function: RNA polymerase II transcription regulatory region sequence-specific DNA binding; DNA-binding transcription factor activity, RNA polymerase II-specific. Bases 94 to 1176 code for a protein of 360 amino acids. The record is from RefSeq and is a predicted model, not a curated record. Gene Ontology annotation, cellular component: nucleus. Lineage: Eukaryota; Metazoa; Chordata; Mammalia; Perissodactyla; Equidae.